Messenger RNA from Drosophila ananassae, 2692 nucleotides. RefSeq names its product protein glass. Gene Ontology annotation, biological process: regulation of transcription by RNA polymerase II. Bases 366 to 2195 code for a protein of 609 amino acids. NCBI's taxonomy places the organism in Eukaryota, Metazoa, Arthropoda, Insecta, Diptera, Drosophilidae. Gene Ontology annotation, molecular function: DNA-binding transcription factor activity; RNA polymerase II cis-regulatory region sequence-specific DNA binding. The record is from RefSeq and is a predicted model, not a curated record. The transcript is spliced from 5 exons.
AUAUUGGGCCGAGGUGCCUCGAACUGAAUCUGACAAUUAGUCGCCGUCUUAUGCUCGUCGCCAAAAGUCGUUCUUUUUCCACACUCAAUUCGAAAACUCAAAACCUGCACAACGGCUCCAAUUUUAAACCAAUAUCUAACUAAAAUCGAACGAUCGCGAUCUAGUUCUGGAAUAAAACAAAUAUUAAUAAUCUAAAGAAAGUUACAAAAAGCAGUGAAAAGUUCUUAGUUAUUGGUCUUUAUAAGAUCAUGAUUCCUGUGUAUAUAUUUCAAAGUUCGAAACUAUUGCCUCAGCAUGAAACGUAGAAAAAGCAAAAACAAAUCCCCGACCGCUAAACCCAAACAUUCCAGAACUGGAGUCAUGUCAUGGGAUUGUUAUAUAAGAGUUCCAAACUCCUGAACAUAAUUCUGGAUUCCCUGGAAGAUCAAGAGGGUGGAGCUAUGUACAUAUCGUGCGAUGUCUCAAACGGCGGUCCUGUGGAACCAGAGACGGGCUAUGUGCCCAACAAUCCCCUGUUCGGUUUGGCGCUGGACAGCCCGCAGCAAGAGUGCGCCGCUUCCUGCGUUGGCUGUUUAUCCUGCCAGGGUAACACCGCCCUGCCAAUCUCCUCGCUCACCAGCAGCGACUUCGACUGCGGCGGCUGCUUUGAUCCCACGAUUGGAGUGGAGGUGGGAAUUGGCGGUGCCCAUAUCCAGAUCAGCACCACUCCGCCGGAAAACAGUAGCAGCGGACACAACGGAACAAGCGGUGGCGUUACAGGAGGCUCUGCCGGAAAUACCAGCUACUGGAGCACAGACGAAAUGGCCUCCACAUUUCCCGGCCUGCCGCCUUUGGACAUCGAUCCUCUGCCCAGCCUGUUCCCCUUCUCGCCCUGCGGCGCCUCCUACAACUUUUCCGCCGGCAAUCCCCACCAGCCCUCGCUCUCCUACACGGUGCAUCCCCACCAGAUGCUCAUCUCGCCCAGCGGAAACACCCACAAUCACAACCACAGCCAAAUGCAUACGCACCAGCACCAGCAUCAGCAACACCAGCAGCAUCUGCAGUCCCAAAGCCAGGCAUCGCACGGUGGCAACUCGCUCCUCCAAAGCAGCUCUAACAACAGCGUGAGCAAUAAUGGUUCCUCCGGAUCCACCGCCACCUGCUACUACGAAUCCAGUACAGGGGCACCGGCACCACCACCUCCUCCGCCACCAGGUCCUGCCAUGUAUCCCAGCAUGAGUGUGAACGUAAGCAUGAAUAUGACUAUGCACCAUGGCUACGGAGCAGCCGAUGGCAGCGGGACACUGCCGAUGCAGUGUUCCCAGGUGAACUGGACUCCGCCCGGCAACUCAACUUCUGCGGCAGCUGCGGCGGCGGUUAAUGUGUUAUAUCCGCCACUUCUAAGUCCGGGCCACUAUCCUGCCUCAGCUACCUACUCGUUUACGGCGGACUUUAGGGCUCCAGGUCCAGCGGCUCUAGGUUCCCUAGCUCCGCUGUCGGUGGCUGAAAAAGAGUCACCAUCGCCGCCAGCCAACUCUGCCUUGGGUGCCUAUUAUUCGACAGGCAAUCAAGGAUAUACGCCGCCCCACAAGAGCCCCACCAGUUACCAGGCCGCUGCUUUGGGUCUGAGUCUCUCCGGCUUUGAAGACGAGGAGGAUAGUAACGAGGAUCCAGACGCAGAUGAGGGCAGCAGUGGCGGUGAUAUGAAGCCCAAUUUGUGCCGACUCUGUGGAAAGACAUACGCCAGACCCAGUACGCUCAAGACGCACCUACGCACCCACUCCGGCGAGAGGCCCUACCGCUGUCCAGACUGCAACAAGAGCUUCUCCCAGGCCGCCAACCUUACGGCCCACGUACGCACACACACGGGGCAGAAGCCGUUCCGUUGCCCUAUCUGUGACCGGCGGUUCUCCCAGAGCUCCAGCGUCACCACGCACAUGCGCACCCACUCCGGCGAGCGACCCUACCGCUGCUCCUCCUGCAAGAAGUCCUUCUCCGACAGCAGCACCCUCACCAAGCACCUGCGCAUCCACAGCGGCGAAAAGCCCUACCAGUGCAAGCUCUGCCUGCUCAGAUUCUCUCAGUCGGGAAACUUGAAUCGGCACAUGCGCGUUCAUGGCAAUAACAACAAUGGCAGUGGCGGAAACGGAAGCAGCAAUGGUGGAUCCGGAACAGGGGGCGGAGUCGGUGGUGGUGGAAAUAGCCUUCUUACAUGACAAAAGCCACGCAGUGCAGGCGGUUUCCAGCACUACCACCCACCACACCCACACUCUCAUCCGCACCCACAUCCCCAUCAUUUGCACCAUCAUCACCACCACGCCCAUAUGGGAAACUACGACUACGGGAACUAUAGCAUCGGCGAUUACACUCCACCCGGAGCCACACAAAACUAUUCAGGGUAUUAUUUCUGCGCACUCAACAAGCCGCCCAAAUUCGAGCGCUUCUACUAGCACCUUGAACUAGAGGAAUAUAUAAAAACCAACUAAUAUCCUAAAUGAAUGAUUAUUUUCCUGGACCCAAUCCAGGAGCUUUCACAAUUUGAUUAUUAUUACCGUAAAUUUCAUGAAACGGAAAACUUAUCGUUAAAAAGACAAACAUUAGGGUUUCUAUAUCAACUAAAAACUCAAUUUAAAAAAAAAUGUUAACUUGAAUACUCAUUUCCACGCCCCAACCCCAAUGCAAUUGAAAAUGCUCAAAUGGAAAAUAUAUAGUG